AUGCAGAAAUUUAUUUUUGCCUUUUUCUUUGAAUUGGCAUUGGCCGAUUUUGCUUCAUAUGCACCAAGGGGAUGGCGACCGCAUGGUCAAUCGUUUAAUCCGAGCAAAAAUCAAUUACAAUCAUACGGUCCACCUGCUGCAUCCCUAACUUACGGAUCAUCGGAGCUAACCACACGCUAUCCACCAUUUGCAACAACAAAACCACCACAGACCACUACAACAACCACAACAACGACCUCGAGAAGCAGAAAACCAACAACGGCUACUACUCCACCUCCCAUUACUGAGGAAGACAUCGGAAAUAAUCCUGCUUUGGCCAUUGCGAAUUCUUUCGCAUUCAACAGACCAGUUUAUAUCUAUAAUACGUAUCCUUUUUCAGGCUUCACUGUAAUAUGACCAAAUAGGAACUUUCACGAAGCUUACUAACUUCGCGUUUUCAAUCUGAGACUGAUAUUCACGAGUGAAAAGAUAGAGUUACAGUUUUCAUUUCUUUUUUUUUUUGCGUCAGAAAUUGAAAAAGAAAAAAGAAUUAUAAUUUUUUUCAUGAAAUUUUCUAAAAAAAAAAAAAAAAAAACGUGAUAAGAAAUGAAAUUUUAAAAUCGUUUGGAUUAUUUCGAUACUUUUUUCAGGUAAAUAUUGAAAUUAAAUUUAAUAUUCUAAUUAUUGAAUAUUAAUA
Molecule: messenger RNA, 676 nt
Organism: Leptopilina boulardi
Lineage: Eukaryota; Metazoa; Arthropoda; Insecta; Hymenoptera; Figitidae
Product: probable serine/threonine-protein kinase irlC
Exons: 2
Coding region: 1-396 (131 amino acids)
Source: RefSeq, a predicted model, not a curated record